AUGCACUCAUGCUUUGACUUUACAGAUAGCGAGAAGGCCCUAUUCACAGCCUCGAUGACAGCCUUCGUUGCUGGCUUCGCCCUACCUGUCCUGGUAACGCUUGGAUCCACAAAACCGCUGGCAAACGAAGAGGCCCAGAUUGUAUGGAGGAGAUUGCAGGAAAUUGAUAAUCCACUUAUGCCCUGGCCGGAAGUUUAUUCCCAGGAACUUGAUCUCCGGUACUCAUUACAUCUGAGCGAGGGAAAACCGGCACUUUCUGAGGUCCAGCGAGCCCUACAGUUCACCAAACGCGUAACCCAACUGGGAUUUUGCAUCAACUUCCUGUGUUUUACUAUCCUCUGCCCCGCCCUCACAAUGACUUCACAGAUCCUCUCCUUCGAGACCCUCUCCAUCUGGAUAACCACAAUAGAGAUUUGGGCAGCUGCCGCGCUCUUCUUCUGCAUCACACUGCCCGUCAUUUUCUUCACCAUCAACUACAUGGAGAACAGUAAGGACGAUAGUGCAAGUGUUCUCAAGAAGGUUAGACAGAAACAACGACUGCCUUAUCGUCGGACAGGCAACUGGUUCUCAAGGCUGUUGUAA
This is a messenger RNA of Dibothriocephalus latus, 582 nucleotides long. Lineage: Eukaryota; Metazoa; Platyhelminthes; Cestoda; Diphyllobothriidea; Diphyllobothriidae. The record is from the annotation of a GenBank genome assembly.